CGGGUGUGGGGCGUGAUAAAUAUGUGUUGAGAUCUAUUUGAUCAAGAAGUGUUUUGAAUAUUUUGGAAUUUGAUUUACGUAUUGAUAUUGGUAACUGAGAGUAUAGCCGCGCUGUCCUAACAAAAAAGGAAUUAUGGCUGAUUUGAUUUGAUCUUGCCGGAAUAAAAAAUUUAUAUUCGUCUCCCCUUGUAUUAGUUUUUGUAAUUUUAAAUGUUUCUUUUUGAUCGAUUUUUACUUCACCAUGUAAAAUUUUGUGGAAAAAUUUAAAGUCAGUUUUGAGUCUUCUAAUUUGUAGCGAGUCUACCUUAAAAAUUUGUAGAAGGUCUUGAUAUUCUGGAAUUGGUGUGCGUGGAUUUGACCUAUUGUAUAUAAUACGUAAAUAAGUUUUUUGUAUUUGUUCAAGGUGUUCGAUAUCCUUUUUAAGAUAUGGAUUGAAAACGGGCGAUGCAAAUUCUAUUAUGGGUAAUACGUAUAUUUUAUAUAGUUCGAGUAAUAUUUUAGGAUCAUUAGUUUUUAGAUUUCUUAUUAUUGUAAAUGCUGUUUGAUUUGCUUUGUUAGUUAUAAUUUUGAUGUGCUUUUCCCAUUUUAAAUCGUGUGAAAAAUAAACGCCAAGGUCUCUUAUAGAAUCUUGAUUUGAGACUGUUUUUAUCUUUUGAUUAUUGAGUGUGUAUGUGUGCAAAGGGUUUUUAGGCCCUAUGUGUAAAAGAGAUGUUUUUUCGGCUGAAAGUUUGAGUGAAUUUUCCUCAGCAUAUUUUUCUAGUUUUUUGAUAAACUCUUGUAGGUUAAUUUCAAAGUCUUUAGUGUUUUUAGAGAAUGAGUAUGCUUUAAGAUCGUCUGCAAACAAUUUUAUCUUUACGUCCUUUGUUUCACAGAAACUGGGUAGAUCUGAUAUGUAUAUAAGGAAAAAUAAUGGCCCUAGUAUUGACCCCUGUGGGACGCCUCUAUUUAUAUCCAUUAAAUCAGUUUUAUAAUCUUGGAUCAUCACAGUAAAUUUUCUAUUAGUGAGGUAAUUUUUUAGCAAUUGUAAAAAAGAUCCCCUUAUUCCAAUUUUGUGUAAUUUAUUUAUAAGUUUAUCAUGUGGAACUGUGUCGAAGGCUUUACUAAAAUCAAAAUAUAUGACAUCAAUAAAUUGUUUAUUUUCCAAAGCAAUCGAAAAGUCGUUGAAUGUUUCUAAAAGUUGUGUGGUUACUGAUUUCCCUUUUCGAAAUCCAUGUUGGACGUUAGGGAUAAUUUCAUAUUUUUCUAUAAAAUUAAUUAAUUGAUUGUAUAAUAAUCUUUCGAAGACUUUUGAGAUUGGACAUAAUAGAGAUAUUGGCCGGUAGUCUGAAGGACAGGAUGAAUUUUUAUUUUUCGGAAUGGGUAUAAUUAUGGACUGUUUCCAGAUAUCGGGUAAGUUUGCGCUCAUUGUAAUAUAGUUAAAUAUGUAGUAGAUAGGGUAAGCAAGUGAUUGUGAGCAAUUUUUUAAAAAUAUCUCAGGAAUCAUAUCUGUCGAUAUAUUUGAUUUAUUUGUUAACGAUUUUAAUAUAAAGAAUAUAUCUUCUUGAAAUGAUUGUAUAAAGUUUAAAUAUGGUUUGUUUGUGUGUGUGUUAAUGAGGUUAUUUUUAUUUGAAGAAGAUUUUGGAGUGAGAGAAGGUUUGUGGAUUAGAGAUUUUUGAUUGGAUGGAGAGAGAAUUUGUGAAAAAUAGUUUGAAAAGAGAUUAGCUUUAGAUUUAGCUGAUAUUAGAGGAAGUUUAUUAUUGUCCAAGAGUAUUGGAAUUUGUGUAUUUUUUGUCUUUAAAAGGUUUGUAAUAUGAGUAUAUUUAGUUCGAAUAUUUUUUAAUCGUUUAUUUUCACGAUUUCUAAAGUAUUUCUGUAUUUCUUUAUCUAUUUUUAAUGAUGCAAUUUUAAAUUUUUCUGUUGAGUGUA
Meloidogyne enterolobii is the source of this 1905-nucleotide messenger RNA. The record is from the annotation of a GenBank genome assembly. Lineage: Eukaryota; Metazoa; Nematoda; Chromadorea; Rhabditida; Meloidogynidae.